UUCUACUCUCUUCAUCCUAGCUUAUUUUCAGCUGGAGAAAUAAUAGUAAGUUUUGGUAGAAGUCAGGGUUCUUCUUUCCAGCCAGUGUUAGGUAGGAGCAGGGGAGCGUCAUGGCACGAUUGGUGUAAUUUUUAUUUUUUUCCCCGGACCAGAAUAAGGCGAGGGAGGCUUCAUGCAAAGCGCCACCGUGAUCACAUCCCAGCCGCCGGAGAUGCCAAGAGCUGCUUGGGGCCAUUUUCACCCGCUGUUAAAGACCUGAGCCGCCUUUCUGCACCGUUCUGGGCUGCUUUUUGGGAUUAUCAGAGGCGUUACAGCAUGGCUUUGGUGACGCUGCAGAGAUCUCCGACCCCGAGCACGGCCAGCGCGAGCACCGCCAACGCCGAAACGGAUUUCGGGAGUGAGGAUGACCGAAGGCUGAAUCAGAGUCUGAGCGAGAGCUUCUUCAUGGUGAAGGGAGCUGCGUUGUUCCUGCAGCAGGGCAGCAGUGCGCAGGGUCAGAGGACUCACUCCCAUCACAAACAUGCAGGAGAUUUACCUCAGCACCUACAGGUGAUGAUCAACAUUCUUCGCUCAGAGGACCGAAUCAAACUGGCGGUUCGGUUGGAGAGUGCAUGGUCAGAUCGUGUGCGGUACAUGGUGGUGGUUUACACAAGCGGCAGACAGGACACGGAGGAAAAUAUUCUGCUGGGCAUGGAUUUCAACAAUAAAGACAGUAAAAGCUGCUCUAUAGGGAUGGUCCUGCCUCUUUGGAGCGACACAAAGAUCCAUUUGGACGGAGACGGGGGAUUCAGCAUGACAACGGCGGGACGCACACACAUCUUUAAGCCCGUCUCCGUUCAGGCCAUGUGGUCAGCGCUGCAGGUGCUGCACAAAGCGUGCGAGGUGUCGCGGCGAUAUAACUACUUUCCCGGUGGAAUUGCGCUCACCUGGACGGGCUACUAUGAGAGCUGCAUCUCCUCCGAGCAGAGCUGCAUCAACGAGUGGAACGCCAUGCAGGACCUGGAGACCAUGCGGCCCGAUUCGCCCGCCAUGUUCGGAGACAAGCCCACGGAGAGAGAGCGAACAGAAUGCCUCAUCAAAACCAAACUCAGGAGCAUCAUGAUGCUGCAGGACCUGGAGAAUGUGACGUCGAAGGAGAUUCGUACUGAGCUCGAGCAGCACAUGAACUGCAAUCUGAAGGAGUACAAAGAGUUCAUCGACAAUGAGAUCCUGCUGAUCCUGGGUCAGAUGGAUAAAGCCACGCUCAUAUUCGACCACCUCUAUCUGGGAUCUGAAUGGAACGCUUCCAAUCUGGAGGAGCUUCAGGAGACAGGGGUGGGCUACAUCCUGAAUGUCACACGAGAGAUUGACAACUUUUUCCCUGGGACUUUUUGUUACCACAACGUGCGCGUGUACGAUGAGGAGACCACGGACCUCCUGGCUCACUGGAAUGACACGUACAACUUCAUCGUUAAGGCUAAGAAGAACCAAUCCAAGUGUCUGGUCCACUGUAAGAUGGGUGUAAGCCGCUCGGCGUCCACGGUCAUAGCCUACGCCAUGAAAGAGUACGGCUGGACCCUGGAGAAAGCCUACAACUUUGUCAAACAGAAACGUAGCGUCACGCGGCCAAACGAAAGCUUCAUGAGACAGCUGGCUGAAUACGAAGGCAUUCUGGAUGCAAGCAAGCAGCGUCACAAUCGGCUGUGGCAUCCGGACUCUGAAUGCGAUCACCCUGACUGUCAGCGUCCUGCAGCACCCUGCUGCGUCGACGACUCAUCCCCGGAGGCCGGUCCUUCCUGCUGCGAGGCCGCUGCCCACACUUCACCCCUUGCUUUGGAACUCGACCCUUCUAACCCCCAGAACUACAACUACUACUUCAGACGUCUGUCAGACUCGGCCCUGGACAGCGAACCGUCGACGCCGGUGCGUAUGCCGGCGCCUCUGCUGGAUGUGGAUCGAGUCUACAUUGAGAUAGAAGACGUGGAACGUGACGCCCUGCUGGAUGACGAGGCAUUCGAAACGCCCCGCUUCGCUGCACCCGUUGGAGAGGGAACGGCGGCGCAGACUUGCACUCGUGGUGCCGAGCCUUUGGAGGAGCUGCGUCUGCGUCUGGAGUUCAGCACUGUAGAGGAGGAAGAUGAGGAGGAGGCAAAGAAAGAGCAGGAGGAGAUGCAGGCACUGGCCGAGGGGGGGAGAAGAGAGAGGGAAGGGGGUGCAGGGGAGGAGAGCGGCAUCGAUCUGGGUAACAUGAAUCACCUCUGCAACGAGAACUCCAACAACAACAACCACCUCCGGACACGAAACAGCCUUGCUGAGAGUGCCCUUAAAAAACAGUCGUCUAGCCCCAGACCACCAUCCAGCUCUCUUUCAACCUCCAGUACUGUCUCUAAUGCCAGUGGAUGUGGCUUUGCCCCCUUACCCAUCUCUGGUGUGCCUAGUAUCUCUGUAGAAGUGCCAUCCUGCACCAGUGUUGAAGUCAAGGCUGUCACACCCACACGACUACGUCUUUGUGGACCAAACUGCAAAUGCAACAAGUGCACCAAGACAGCUUCAGAUUCAUGCAGCACAUCAGCCAUUCCACUCUCGGUGCUUAAGGACAAGUCUGGAAGCCAGUCACACAAACCUGAUCUUCAGCCAACGAAGGAUACAGCACAGGGUCAAGGGGUCAAAGAGAACGAAGGGUCAAGGGGCAAGAACAAGGCAGAAGAGAAGUCUCUGAGUUUAUUUAGAGAGGGAAGCUCACAGCAGCAGCAGGAGACGUUAGACCAGCUACAGAGGUCCGGCCUGGUUAGGCGGCGAGCGGAGAGACUGGAGAAACUGUCCGGCUUGUUCCAGGAGCGAUUCCGUGAACACGCAGGAGCUGCUGCAACACACUACUCUGCGGAGACGCCAGAACGUCCUUCUGCUUCUUUAGACACUUCGUCUGGAAUGGUCAGUACUCCAGCAGACUUCUGGACGUCAGUGCCACCUGCAGUUGAGGAUUCGGGAGCACUGACGCCAGUCUAUUCCCCGCACGGCUCCACGCUGACACGCAGCUCAAGCAGUGACAGCAUCCGCAGCGUUCGCGGAAAGCCGGGUCUGGUUCGCCAGCGGGCACAGGAGAUAGAAGCGAGGAUGCGCCUGGCCGGACUCACAGUGCCUUCCCGUUUAAAGCGCUCCAACUCGUUGGCCAAACUCGGCAGCCUCACCUUCUCCACGGAGGACCUCUGCUCCUCAGCGUGCUCUUCUGACGCUGGCACCCUUCUCCUUCUCACGCUCUCCCCAGAGCCAGAAGUCACUUCCAGUCCAGAUUGGGAUCGUGCCAAUCUCUGCUCUGCCACUACAGCCAUGGAGCUCUUCAGUCCAGGAGCAACAGGAACAUCUGAGCCCAGGAGCUGACAGUAAGAAAUGAGGGAUUUGUGCAAGAUGAUGAUGUACUUGAACAAAGAUUCUCUUCCUGAAAACCAACUUCUCUUAAACGGUAGGCUCGGCCAUCCGCAAAUCAAUACCCAGGUCGGGCGUUAGGGUUUGCAGUAAAAAGAUCUCUUUAAUGGGUGGAUUGAACAAGGCUUUGCUGAAGUUCCUGCCACUUGUGUGCAAGGAUGAUGCUUAACCCAAAAUUUAAAAUGUAGAGUUGGGGGGAAAAACAGGGUUUGCAAGAAAAAAAACAAAAACUGCUGUCCCAAAAGCCUUUCGUCGUAUCUGAGAAGACUUGUCAUCUAGAAAUGGCAUCAAAGGGAACAUCCGGUCGAAGAGUUGGGAAUAAACAGACCUUUUAAAUGCUGUGAAUAUAAAAAAAAAUAUGCUACUCAAGGAAACAGGAUAUCCAAAUAUUUUGAGAAGGUUCUUGUUGGUUUAAGACUUUUGUUGCAUGGAACUGAAGCUGCAAAUGUGUAAUUAAAAACUACUUGUACACCGAGUGCUCUUCGGCCAAGCGUCUAAGGAAACCAUCGCUUUUGGUUCCCCUUCCUGCUGAGCAGCCAUAUUUCACAAGAAAUUGCUACCUGUUGUCUGUUCGUCUACACGUCUGAGUCUGGUUUCGGUGUAAAUCUCAUCUUCCUGCUUACUCGCAUUUUGACAAUGCUUCUGACGAGCAGCGGGAAAAGCGAUUUCUCAAUCAGUGCUGGUGACUUUGUGCGCCCUGAGAAGUUGUUUCCAGGAAGGAAGAACACGAUUCUUUUUCAAUCUCUCUGCUGUUCACUCUGCUCUGUAUAUCAACACAUGUUGCUGGAGAUAAUUAGCUGUAUUUUGCUCUGGUCUGAAUUCCAUGGUUUAUUUUACCAUUGAAUGUUAACACUGGGCGCGUUGACGGCCGUCAGGACUCGUUUGAUAAAUUGUAUCGAAAAAAACCCGAAGGUUUGUUCGAGUGUGUGUGAGAAGACUUCCAAGUCCUCUCAAGGUGUUUUGGAGAAACAGUGGGCGAUAAUUUGUCGCAGGCCCUCGUAGUGAUGACCGCUUUGAAUGCUUUAAUAUGGAAGGUAUCACUUUAGCACCUUAGGGAUUUUUUUUUUUUUUGAAUAUCUGUCAAGAAGAAAAAAUGUGAUUCAGUCAAAGUGCUACAUUUCGGGGCUAUUUAAAUCUCUACCGUCGUUUACCCGGUUGCGGGUAGGAUAAUGAGAAACUAAUCCUGGUUGUCGUGUAACGUCCAGAGCUAUGUAUUCCAGCGGUAGAACUCUCCAAGGGCAGCUCCAAUCAACCCCUAACUUGGCGCACACACUUUGUGUACUGGGUUAUAGCACAAAAAUUAAUAUAUUUCUUCAAAUUCCACAAAUUUUAACAAACAAGCCAACGACAAACCAGCAAUGCAAAUCACUGGAUGCUGAAACAUCCUAUAAAUGCAGCGCGAGGACGCUUUUUUAACAUCAGCCCGAGACAAGCUUCCUGAGCGUACUCUGCGUUCACACUAGCGAGUGGCGUAAGUCGUGAAUCCAGCAAUAAGUGACAGUAGGGUUCAGACAACGUCUGAAUUAAGAUUUUCUUCAAUAUGUUACAAGUUACAAACCAAGAAUAAUUGGGGACGGUUAAAAAAAUCUUUUUCCUGGCCAAACUUCAGACUUGAGCAUCAAUUUAAAAAAUAAAAAAUAAAAUUUUUAUCAAAAUAUGUUUGCAUUUGAGGUAGCAAAAUUUAGCAGUUUGUCGAUGCUCCUACAGGGGGUGCACUCUGAACUAAUCGCACACUGGCAGGCAGCACAGCGUCUUGCGCGGUAGGAGCAAAUUAUUUGCUAAAUGAGCUUAGAAUUGUAACAAAAUCAAAUAAAAAUAAUAUUUAAUUGAGAAACUUAUGAAAUCAUGAUACUCGCAGAAUCGAAUACAAAUCGAAUCUGUGUCUCAGUAUUGUGAUGAUUAUCGUCUCGGGUCGUCCCUCGGGUUGUUUGUCUGCCAGACUCCACACCAUCACAGCUUCAGUUCCUACUUACAUCUAGUCCUAAUUCUACACCGUUAGAUGCUUAAAAGUAAAACAGAACCUAAAGUUACCCAAGUUCUCCCUUCCUGUAGUAUUUAAAUGUAACUCAAACACACAGAUUUAUAUGAAGUGUACAUCAGAGCAUGUCUACUAAAUGAAAACCCGACCCAGUGGAGACGUGUAGAUUAAUUUAAUGUAACAGGAUGUCCCUGAAGUGUGAUUUUUAUUUUAUUUUAAUCCUUUUUUAAUCACAUCAACUCUGUGUGACUUUUUAUUCAUUUUAUGCACUGUACAUGAAACGUCAUUAGGUUUUAGGAGUGGUAAAAAAUAAUUCCCUCACAGAACCCGUAAAACAUGGGGGAAACGCCACUGCAGACUCCUUACCAGAAAUCAACAAAAAGGUUAAAUAAAAACCUCCCUAUAGAACACUACAUCAUAUCAACGAAAAUAUGUGUCACGUUGUUAAAUAGCAUCAGUUGAUUGUUAGAUUUAUAGUGCGGUGUUAUAGUGCAACGUUCCCUCCACAGAGCUGUUGCCAUGGAAAUUCUACUUAACUUAUGAUGAUAAGCAGAUUCAUGUGUGAUUAAUCCCUGAUUUGCCGCGCAGACAGAGCUGCUGUCGCGUAAAAUACCCGACCAAUCAGAAUGAAGCAUUCAGCGGCGAGGUUAUACGGAGCUGAUCAGAUGAGAAUAUGAAGUGACAACACUGGGGGGAAAAAACCUUGGAAAACAGCCGCUAGUAUGAACGCAGGGUCCGAUUUUAAAGACGCCGUACAUUUCACUUAGUGUGGAAAAUUCUCCAUGCAUUACAUCAUCAAAGAGCUGGAAGGGUCGAGAACAAAAAGAAACUCUUAUAUCCUACUGAAAAAAAGAAUAGUUUUAACCAAAAAAAAUUUCUAUAAUGAUUUGCUUAAAUCUUGCUCUGUUUUAAAAUACAUUUCGACUGAAAAAAAACAAAACAAUCACAGACACGCAAACACAGCUGCGUGUGUAUGUGCCCGUUUGUCUGUGUAACUGCAUUCCAGCGUGACUGAGUUUGGGAGUGUGUUGAUCUCUAGGAAGGUCACAUGACCUUAAUGUUAGUGUGUGCCAUCCUGAGGGGCUCGGAUUGUUCCUGUGCGUGAGAUCGCAAGGUCUACAGCUUCACAAGCACACACACACACACACACACACACAAACUCAGUUAUAUACAGAUAUUCCAUGUUCUAGCACACUCAAUCACACACCGCUACACACACUCAUCAUCUCAGUCAGGUUUGUUCCCUUUAUUUCAAUGUUUAAAUACUUGAGUUCUUUUUUUAUUAUGCAAAAUCCUUUAUUGUUUUUGUACAUCUGUCGUUAUGUCGAGCGCGUGUGUUCCUGACCGAAGCGUGACUUGUAUAUACCUUUGCAUGCGAGCGUGAGUGACGUCUCACAUCAUGGACCGUGCGAUUACUGUGAACUAUUUAUGAGAGACGGGGAAGAAAAAAAAACAAACAAAAAAAAACCCAAGUGUGUGAGUGCACGUUAGUAUUUAUCCAUGAGCAGGCUCAUACAAUACACACACACACACACGCUCCGAUCUAAUGCACACGCAUCACAAUGCACUGUAUGUAAAUAUGUUCGUAGGUGACAAAAUGGCGCUCCGGUACUUGUGUCCUUGUGACCACUCUGAAAAAGGGAGACGUUUUGGAUUUCUUUGGCUUGGAAAAAAAAAAAGGCACUACUGUACACCUGCAUAGCAACCUGAUAUCUGAGUUUUACUUCCAUGUCCUGAUAUCGUACUGUUAAAAAAACAACAACAACAAAGAAAUACACAUCAAGGUUUGCCUUGCACGUGUGGCAAGGUUUCUGCGAGGAAACUUCACGUCCACACGUUUGCGUUGGUGGUGAUCAGGGAAAAGCUAGCGGUUUUCUUCUUACCCGCGUGUACGGAUUCCUGUGGACGAAUUGAAACAAAUUAUUUAGCGAUUGUUAGCUUGAUUCAUGAUUCCAAAGAUUUCAAACUUCUUCUUUUUUUUUUUUUUUUUUAGCAUUUUAACUUUUAGUUUCUGUUUUUAUUUUAUUCAUAGCUUUGUGCGUUUGCGUUUGUUCUCGACGUUGUUGUGCAAUUUCAGAUGACUCAUGUUAAGGAGGAACCGCAUCGACGAUGAAUGCUUGGCCCCCUUUUCACUCGCCGCCAGCAGUGCUAGGUCCUGCCCAUCUUUUUAUUUCUGUUUACAAGGUUAACACGUGAACAAACGCAAGCUGCAGCAUUAACACCGCAUCAGUAACGUUUAACAAAGUAGCUUAUAGCCAUGAGUAAACAAAAAAUAAAAAUAAUCAUUAUAAUUCCCGGUAAUGAAGAGUGUUGAAACGUGAAACACCUUACUGAACAUAUUAGCGACUGGAAAGCGAGUUUAUCUACUGCAGACUUUUGUAUUUUAUUAAACAUGUACACAUGUCAUUCUAGCUUGGGGGUUUGUUAAGUUUGAUGUUUCAGAUUUGGUCCUAGUGACUAAUACUAAUGGAACCCCAGUGUAAAGUGUUAUCCGGUUUAGUUUCUCCGGGGCGUUGUGGUUUUUGUCCAAAAUUCUGCGCCCACUUAUGCUUUUUAUCAGGGACGAGCCGUUUGUCCAAAACAAGCUUUGUGGGGGAAAAAGAAAACAUUUGAUGAGUUUACAGAUCAGCCGGUUUAUUGUAGUGGAAGCUUUGGGUUCCCUGAUCGCUUCCUAGGUGCAGUGAUGUAACGAUUUAUUUCCAUCAUUUUCUAAGAGCAUCUGCUCUUACGAGAAUACAUAAAAUAUAUUCUCAUACAUGCAUGCAUACACAAGGGGAGUUUGUUGUGCUGAAUGACGCAAAGGUUUUAAAGGAGGACAUGCGAUCCCAGACAAGGAUCGUAUGUCGUAACUUCCCCCACGGGAGUUCCUGGGAGGCCAGCGUUUCAUUUCAGAUGUUGAGUCUCAGGUUCAUACUGAGAGAACUUUCUACCUUGUUGGUAUCCACGCACUAGUGAAACACUGGGAUAAGUGCAUUAGUGUAGCAGAGAAAUAAAAGUUAUUUACGCUUAAAACUGUAUUCUGUUAUUCUGAUCAAAAGUCCCAGGUCGACUUGAACACCCCUUGUGUGUGUACAGUACAGUUCACCUGAAUGUUAUCAGAUUAAUGUUUCAUACAGAUGCAAUUCCACUGAGCCACAGUUCACGGCUGGAAAGCCCCCGACCGUCCAUCACUCCCACACAAGCCAUUGCCAUUUUGCCUCUGAUGCCAUUCAGUCAAGAGUUGCUAGCUCGUGUCGUUCGCGUUAGUGUUUAUUAAUCGCAUUAUUAAUGUUGAAGUGCCUUAAAGUGAAACACCAGAGGCAUGGUUAAAUCUUUAUCUUCCCUUCUGUUAUGUUGCCAACAAAGCCGUUCGCGUACAUUUUUACGUUUUAUACAAGUUAGGCUUGUUGAUUAUUUGACUUUUUUUUUUGUUUUUGUUUGUUUGUUUUUAAAUUAAAUUCUAGCCAAGAAAAAGUUCUUGCUCCAAACGUUUUUGGUUGAGCCAUAACCAAAGUUUAAUGAAAUGUUUAAUGCCAGUCAAGUCAGUAUAGACUUUAUUUCUAGAUCCACAUGCUCAGCUGAUGCCACUUUUACUGCACCUUCGGAAAGAACGGUUUGAGCGGACAAGAGAGAUUUCAUCACUACAUGAAUCAUAUGUAACGUCGUGACGUAUCUGGGCCACCGCUAAAGCAGCCAUAUUGUCGCUAAGGCCCUUCAUGCAAAUAGGACGAGGUCGUGAUGUGUACGCGGUUCUCUUAUUCACUACUGUUGCCAUUAGUUUUUGUUUUAUAUUUAAGUAUGCAGUAAUUUUGUCUUUUGUACCGCAGGAUUUGCUGUAGUUCUGACGCAUAUUGCACUUUGUACAUUUUGUGGAAAUGAUGUACUGUGUGUAUAUUAUGGAAAUAAACUUUUUUUUUUUUCAUUCA
This is a messenger RNA of Clarias gariepinus (North African catfish), 9285 nucleotides long. RefSeq names its product slingshot protein phosphatase 1a (gene ssh1a). Gene Ontology annotation, molecular function: actin binding; protein tyrosine/serine/threonine phosphatase activity. The transcript is spliced from 15 exons. The coding region runs from base 316 to 3357 and encodes 1013 amino acids. Gene Ontology annotation, cellular component: cytoplasm. Lineage: Eukaryota; Metazoa; Chordata; Actinopteri; Siluriformes; Clariidae. Gene Ontology annotation, biological process: negative regulation of actin filament polymerization; actin cytoskeleton organization; protein dephosphorylation. The record is from RefSeq and is a predicted model, not a curated record.